Messenger RNA from Symbiodinium pilosum, 806 nucleotides. The record is from the annotation of a GenBank genome assembly. Lineage: Eukaryota; Dinophyceae; Suessiales; Symbiodiniaceae.
GCGGUGCCUGAUCAACGAAGGGGUUCGAGAGUACCCUGCAAUCUCCUUUGACAUGAGCUACACUGGCUAUGAUUGCACUAAUGAGCCAGCAGAUUCUGAAAAGGACAAAUUGGCUUGCCUCAUAGUGCGCUGCAGUCACACGGAUGCAAUUGCAGCAGUACCUCUUCCUGAUAAGAGUGCGCCUUCAAUGAAACACGCAGCUGUGGAGGUAGUCCGCUUUUGUCAGCUUCUGGGGCACACUGAGGUGGAACUCAAGUGCGACAACGAGUUGUUGCUGCAGGGCUUAGCUUUGAAUGCUCGCAAGCGGUUGGGUUUUAAGACUAGGAUUAAGAAUCCGCCUGUUGCAGCCCACCAGGCCAAUGGGCCGGUGGAGAAAAGUGUUGAUGUCAUCAGAAGAUUGGCCAAUGUCAUGCUGUCAAUGGCCCGGGAACGCCUGGGAAUAGAAAUUGGUGUCAACCAUCCCCUCUUCAGCUGGGCGUUCAUCCACAGUGCAUGGUGCUACUCCAGGUAUCAUGUCAAAGCUGGCCUCACCGCUCACGAAGGUGCGAGCGGGGCACGAUACAAUGGCAAGCUUGUACCAUUUGCUGAACCGGUGUAUGCCUAUGUGAAGCCCCUUCAAAAGGGUAAUGCCAAGUGGGAAAUGUCACUUUUCUUGAGCAAGUCCACAACAAGCGACAUGUUCAUUGUUGGAACAGCGCAAGGCAUCCGCCUCACCAAGUCCGUUCGACGGACUGGACAGGCAUGGAAGAUGGAACACAAGCUCGCUGAGAGUCUGAAGGGUGUGGUCUUCCCAGUGUUCCAGCAAG